This is a messenger RNA of Motacilla alba alba, 2548 nucleotides long. RefSeq names its product CDC42 effector protein 3 (gene CDC42EP3). The record is from RefSeq and is a predicted model, not a curated record. The transcript is spliced from 2 exons. NCBI's taxonomy places the organism in Eukaryota, Metazoa, Chordata, Aves, Passeriformes, Motacillidae. Bases 726 to 1487 code for a protein of 253 amino acids.
CCUCGGGGCUGACCGUGCUCGGGAGACAGGGGGAAGGGGGGUUGCCCACCCGAGCGCUUCACCGGGACACUACCAGGGUGUAGGGAGGGCCGCCCGGACUGCCCGCAAUGCCCCCACCCCCACAAAACAGCUCAAAAAAGAAAAAAAGGGGGGGAGCCCUUUAUUGUUAUUGUGGCUGUUCCCGGCCUCCCGGCGCUCCGCGGUGCCAGGAUUUCCCUGCAGCCCGCCCUCCCCGCCCGCAGCGCCGCCGGCAGCGCCGCCUCCCCGCGGCAGCCGCUCGCCGCCCGCGGCCCCGCGCCGCGCCCCCGGCACACGGGGCGCCGCCGCCCGCGCACUGACAGACGCUCGCAGGUGCCGCGCUCGGCCCGAGUCGCGGAGGGGCGGCCCCGCUGCCCUCCCGGCUCCGCACCGGCGGGAGGGAGGAGCGGCGCGGGAGCAGCGGCGGCGCCGUUUUCUCAAGUUGAGGAAGUACCAGGCAUUUGGUUGGUACCUGACCCCAAAACGUGUGCUCUACCUUGCGAAGAGCUGAUGUGGGAGACAUUUACCUUCAGAUACUCCACAGUUCUCUGUAUCAGAAGAAUAAGAUUUUGUGUGCAAGAGUGGUUCAAGAUGACGAUGUAACAUUGCUAACACUGAAGGUCUCCUGAGAAGUACUGGCUUUGUAAGAGGCUUCUUCUCUAAGCUUUUUUUUUUUUUAACAACUUCUCUCAGAAGCAACAAGCAAGAUGCCAGCCAAGACACCCAUCUACUUGAAAGCUGCUAACAAUAAGAAAGGGAAGAAAUUCAAACUAAGGGAUAUCUUAUCUCCUGAUAUGAUCAGUCCUCCACUUGGAGAUUUUCGUCACACCAUACACAUUGGGAAAGAGGGACAGCAUGAUGUUUUUGGAGACAUCUCAUUUUUGCAGGGCAACUAUGAGCUGUUGCCUGGAAAUGAAGGUGAAACCAGAGUUAGCCAGUCUGGUAUCCACAGUGAAUUCUUAAGGGCAAACAGCACUUCUGAAUCCAUGUUUACGGAAACUCCAUCACCAGUGCUCAAAAAUGCUAUUUCCCUUCCUGCCAUUGGGGGUUCUCAAGCCCUUACAUUGCCUUUAUUAUCACCAGUGACAUUUAAUUCAAAGCAAGAAUCCAUCAGGUCAUCCAGAAAUCCUAGGCUUAGCUGCGAGCCAGUAAUAGAAGAAAAACUGCAGGAGAAAGGUAAAGAGAUGGAGGAUGAAGAAACAUACAAAGAUGACAUAUGGGAGCAAAAUGGUUCUUCUUCACGUUUUACCAACGGUAGCGACAGUCACUCAUCCAGCUUUUCUGAACGAUGCACUGAUUGGCAAACAGUUGAUUUACUGGAUGACAGUCGUCUUUCAUGUGAACUAACCAAGACUAAGUCAGAAGAAUCCCUUUCAGAUCUUGCAGGCUCUCUUCUCUCAUUACAACUUGACUUGGGGCCCUCACUUUUGGAUGAGGUUCUCAAUGUAAUGGACAAGAAUAAAUCUUAGAACUGGUACUCCCUUGCUUCUUUAUAAGUGAAUCACUUAAAAACAAACAAAAGACCACAGUUCAAAAGCAGAUGCUUAAAAAUCAGCUGUAUUUGCAGUUGUAUGAUGAGUUUUCUAAAAAUAUUCUUAAAAUACUAUUUUUUUACCUAUUGUUUUUCAUGAUUUUUAUUACACUAAAUUCUCAUAUCAGGAAGGUAAAUUUUAAUAAUCGGUUUCAGCAAACAUAAAAUGUUUUUAAGUACCAGUAUUAAUGAUCAGAAACUUAAGAAACAGCGUUUGAGGAUGAUACUGAUUGUGACAUUUGCUUAGUUCACUUCUACAGGCUUCUGAAUAUGUGAGAAUCUCUUAAUGUCAGAAAGGAGACUGGCUAAUUAUUCACUUUUAUAAAUUAUUACAAUAUCACUUUACGUGUAGGCCUCUUUCUAGAACCUUGUGUUUGAGGGUUUUAUAGUGUUUUUCUUCAUUUUCCAUAGUACCAUUUCUGUUAUAAAUUCACCAUAACUACUUUCUCGGUCUUAUACUACCGCUCUGAAUUCAGAUGUGAACAGUUUGAAGGCUUUUUCAGCUUGAAUAACCUGGUCCAGUCUCAGCUGCUUUAAAUGAGUAUGCACAAAUUUACACAUGUUGAGGCUUGGGCCUGACACUGUAUAUGAAAUGUUAUGUUGUAAACAGGUGACACAUGCAAGAUAUUAUGGUUAAAUUAUUUUAAAAGUUGAAAUAUAUUUUCUGUGUGCAUAUUGGCUUUUUACUGCAGAACCUACACAUACAGUAUCUCAUCAAAAUACUUGCUUGGCAUUAUUGGUGCUCUUCUGAAAAUUGUAUAUUUGUGUGUUUGAAGAGAAAUAUGUAUUAAUAGUCCUUGCUUUUUUCUUCAUUUAUUUCCACAACAUGCUUAAACUUGCAACUGGUUAUUUUACUUUUUGAAGAAGGCACUGGUUAUUCACAAUGCUAGUGAUGUGUGCAGCAACAGCCAAUGUUUGCGAAAUGUGGAUCCUUCAAUACAGUACCUACAUGGAUUGCAUAAAUACCUUGUGCAAUACAAUAAAAACCCUUUAAAUUGC